Daphnia pulex (common water flea) is the source of this 527-nucleotide messenger RNA. It is a transcript of the gene RpS30, whose product is annotated as ubiquitin-like protein FUBI. The transcript has 4 exons. Gene Ontology annotation, molecular function: structural constituent of ribosome; protein binding. Gene Ontology annotation, biological process: translation. The record is from RefSeq and is a predicted model, not a curated record. The coding region runs from base 123 to 518 and encodes 131 amino acids. Lineage: Eukaryota; Metazoa; Arthropoda; Branchiopoda; Diplostraca; Daphniidae. Gene Ontology annotation, cellular component: cytosolic small ribosomal subunit; ribosome.
UGUGUUUCAUUGGGCAACGUUGUGCCCUGCUCGUGUUGAGCCAGCCUUAUUGCCAGCCUUUCCAGUUUCCGCCAUUGCUGAAAACACAUUGCCUGCUGACCGAUAAAGUCACAAUAUCCAGAAUGCAGUUGACUAUUCGAGGACAAAAUACGCACCUGCUAGAAUGCACCGGUAGCGAAAGCAUUGCCGAGCUGAAGUCCCAAAUUGCUGUUUUGGAAAACCUUCCAGUCAGCGAAUUGAGGCUGUUCUCGGUUGGUGCUCCUCUUGGUGAUGAGUGCAACAUCUCCACUCUCACAUCAGCCACCAUUGAUGUCACAGUGCCCUUGCUCGGAGGUAAGGUGCACGGUUCUCUCGCUCGUGCCGGUAAGGUCAAGCAUCAGACCCCCAAGGUUGACAAGCAAGAAAAGAAGAAGAAGAAGACUGGCCGUGCUAAGCGCCGUGUCCAGUACAACAGGCGAUUCGUCAAUGUUGUACCAACCUUCGGCCGCAAGAAGGGACCCAACGCCAACGCCGCUUAAAAACAGAAA